Fusarium falciforme is the source of this 909-nucleotide messenger RNA. Its product is annotated as Hemerythrin domain-containing protein. NCBI's taxonomy places the organism in Eukaryota, Fungi, Ascomycota, Sordariomycetes, Hypocreales, Nectriaceae. The transcript is spliced from 3 exons. The coding region runs from base 1 to 909 and encodes 302 amino acids. The record is from RefSeq and is a predicted model, not a curated record.
AUGCCCGGUCAGCGUAUCCUCCUCUUUCUCGCUGCACAAGUGCUCUUUGCAGGCAUAGCUAUAUUCCUCAGUAAUUCGCCGUACACCAGGAUGUCUACCGCGCCGACCAAGAAAUGGGCUGAUGGGCCCAUGAAGCUCGUUGUGACGCCGCAGUACGAGACCAAGAAGACGGAUCUCUUUACGACAGGCGCCACUCACAUGGCUCUUCUCCACAAUGCCGUCAUCCGUGGCUUCAACUCCAUCUACCUCCAAGCCCCUCAUGUCAAGGAUGCCGACAAGGCCGACUUUAUCGGAUACUCUCAGACCUGGUUCCGUUUUGUCAAGUCCCAUCAUGACGAUGAGGAGGAGAAUCUGUUCCCCAAGGUGAAGGACCUGCUUGGGGAUGAAGCUGUGUGGACUGAGACGCACGAGGAGCACGAGUCGUUCCUUGCUCCCCUCGCCGAGUUCAAUACCUAUCUCACCGACCUUUCCUCCCACCCCGUCGACCUCGACUCCGCCGAAGUGAUCCGCCUCAUGGACGCCUUCAAGGUCAACUUCGAGCACCACUUCCACAGCGAAAUCUCCACAAUCGCCGCCCUAUCCAGCCAUCCCAAGGCCCCCAACGACGACACCCCCGAGGGCCAGGCUGCCAGCCUGACCUUCAAGACGUGGGGCAAGAAGACGGUCACCAAGGCCGGCAUGCUCGAUGUGGUGCCCUUCUUCCUGCUCAACCUCGACCGCACCGCUGAGGAGGGCUUGUGGGCGAACUGGCCCCCGAUGCCUGCGCCUGUGACAUGGGGUCUGACCAACAUUGCCGGCUCGUGGUAUGGUACCUGGUGGAAGUUUGCGAGCUGUGACUCGCAGGGCAAGCCUCAGGAGCUCUACGCACUGAGGGGGUUGCCUGCCGAGGCUGAGAAGGAUAGUGCUUGA